Helobdella robusta is the source of this 3840-nucleotide messenger RNA. RefSeq lists its product as hypothetical. The transcript has 37 exons. Gene Ontology annotation, molecular function: ATP hydrolysis activity; ATPase-coupled intramembrane lipid carrier activity; magnesium ion binding. The record is from RefSeq and is a predicted model, not a curated record. Bases 19 to 3375 code for a protein of 1118 amino acids. Gene Ontology annotation, cellular component: plasma membrane. Gene Ontology annotation, biological process: phospholipid translocation. Lineage: Eukaryota; Metazoa; Annelida; Clitellata; Rhynchobdellida; Glossiphoniidae.
CUAUUGAAUUCAGCCAAAAUGAGAACGAUUUAUUUAAACAAGCCUCAGCCAAUUAAAUAUAUGUCUAAUAAAAUUAGCACUGCCAAAUAUAGUGUAUUCUUGUUCAUACCAAAGUUUCUGUUUGAGCAAUUUAGGAGAUAUGCUAACCUCUUUUUCCUCUUCAUUGCAUUGUUACAACAAAUACCAGGGGUAUCACCGACGGGUCAGUUCACGACGGCCAUACCUCUGCUUAUGAUUCUCAGUCUGUCUGCUGUCAAAGAAAUAUUUGAGGAUAUCAAACGAAGGCGGGCAGAUGAUGAAACAAAUAGUAGAAAAGUUUAUGCCCUGCGGAAUAAUCACUGGAUGGAGAUUGAAUGGCGCAAGAUUGUCGUCGGUGAUAUUGUCAAGGUGACCAAUGAAAAUUUUUUCCCUGCUGACCUAGUUCUCCUAUCCAGUAGUGAGCCGAGAGGUAUGUGCUACAUUGAGACCUCAAACUUGGAUGGGGAGACAAAUCUCAAGAUAAGACAGGGGAUUCCUUACACGUCCAACAUGGUUACGCACAAGGAUGUAGAAUCCUUGAAUGGCAUACUGGAAUGCGAACUUCCCAAUGCACACCUGUACGAUUUUGUGGGCACCUUGAAGCCAAGAGCCAGCAAUCCGGAAGAGUCUUAUUCUCUUGGUCCGGAGCAAAUGCUGUUGAGAGGUUCUAUGUUGAGAAAUACAAGAUGGAUAUUUGGUGUAGUCAUUUUCACGGGCCACGAGACAAAGUUCAUGUUAAACUCCACUAGUAUACCACUGAAACGAUCUACCGUCGAAAAGGUCGUCAAUUCACAGAUUCUCAUGCUAUUCAUCAUCCUCAUAGUUCUUGCUCUGAUAUGUGCUGUUGCCAAUCAAGUCUGGAUCUCACAGAAUCUAACGAAACAUUGGUAUCUUGGUAUACAAGAUGCCAGUCCUACAGGUUUCAUCCUGAACUUCCUCACCUUCGUUAUCCUAUACAACAACCUCAUACCAAUCAGUCUGCAGGUGACACUGGAGAUUGUAAGGUUCAUACAGGCCAUAUUCAUUCAAUGGGAUGUGGAAAUGUAUGACGCCAAGCACAACAUAGCCACUGUUGCCAAAACUUCUAACCUCAAUGAAGAACUUGGACAGGUCAAGUACAUAUUCUCUGAUAAGACUGGGACAUUAACGUGCAACGAGAUGGAAUUUAAAAAAUGCAGCGUAGGCGGUGUCAAGUAUGGAGAUGAUUCCAAGUCAGUUGAUAAGUUUGAUGAUUCCUCCCUUAUGGAAAACUUCAAUACUGGGCAUGAAACAGCACCUAUAAUCAGGGAUUUCUUAACUCUACUGGCAGUGUGCCACACAGUCGUUCCAGAGAAUGACCCGAAAGAGGCCGGCGGUAUCAAGUACCUGGCAUCUAGUCCCGAUGAACUUGCUCUUGUUCUGGGUGCCAGAAAUCAAGGCUUCAAAUUUACCACAAGGACUCCGACUGACGUCACUAUUGAAGUGUUUGACGUGAAAGAGAAGUAUAAGAUACUGAACGUCCUAGCAUUCACCAGCAAUCGUAAGAGGAUGUCCGUCAUCGUCCGCUUGCCCAAUGGCAAGAUCAGACUGAUGAUUAAAGGAGCGGACAUGGUGAUCUUUCCUAGACUGGCCUCCCAGCAACAGUACUUAGAUGUCACCAUCAACCAUCUUGAGGAAUUUGCUUCGUUGGGUCUAAGAACAUUAUGCUUGGCGGUGGCUGACAUUGAUGAGGACAAGUAUGAAGAAUGGUCGAAAGAGUACCAAGUCGCUAGCACGUCUAUCGAGAAUCGAUACGAGAAACUAGAAACAGCUGCCGAACUCAUUGAGAAGGAUUUACAGCUGUUAGGAGCUACAGCCAUUGAGGAUAAACUACAGGAGGGAGUCCCUGAUACGAUAGCAAGCCUAUUGAAAGCUGAAAUUAAGAUCUGGGUACUAACUGGCGACAAACAAGAAACCGCUAUAAAUAUCGGUUACGCUUGUCAGUUGUUCACAACAGGAAUGAAGAUAAUAUAUUUCAACGAGACCACACUGGACGACACGGCAGAAACAUUGAGGAGGUUUUUGCAAGAGUUAGGCGGUAGGGUCAAGCAGGAGAACAAUCUUCUUGGAUUGAUAACCGACGGAGAGACGCUGAAGCACGCCAUGAGUUACAGAUGUCGUGAGGACUUUUUGAGUUUGUUGCUGUCAUGCAAAUCAGUCAUCUGCUGUCGCAUGUCGCCUCUACAGAAGGCUGAACUCGUUAACCUGGUGAAGGUCGAAGUUAAGUCUAUAACGCUAGCUAUUGGAGAUGGUGCCAAUGAUGUCGGGAUGAUACAGGCUUCCCAUGUUGGAGUGGGCAUCUCAGGGAGAGAGGGACUGCAGGCUGCCUGUGCAUCUGAUUAUGCUAUUGGGCAGUUCCGAUUCUUAAAGAGAUUGCUGCUGAUACAUGGUGCUUGGAGUUACAGCAGACUGACAACUUUAAUAUUGUACUGCUUCUAUAAAAAUAUCUGUCUCUAUCUUAUAGAGUUCUGGUUCGCUAUAAUAAGCGCAUUCUCUGGUCAGAUCUUAUUUGAGAGAUGGUGCAUAGGUCUCUACAAUGUGAUUUUCACCGCAGCCACCCCAAUGGCCAUAGGUCUAUUUGAUCAGCAUUGCAGUGCUGAGAACCUCCUGAAGUACCCUGUUCUAUACAAGUUCACCCAAAGUUCUGAAUGCUUUAAUGUCAAGGUCUUCUGGGGCUGGUGUAUCAACUCCAUCUAUCAUUCUGUUGUAUUCUUCUGGCUGGCUGUCGCUAUGUUACAACAUGAGAUAGCAUUUGCAGACGGCAAAGUCGGCAACUACUUGUUCCUUGGCAACAUGGUUUACACUUAUGUAGUAGUGGCGGUUUGCAUUAAAGGAGGGCUGGAGACUAGCUCCUGGACAUGGCUCACUCACCUGUCCAUAUGGGGUAGCAUAAUCACGUGGUUCCUCUUCCUGGCCAUCUACCCGCAUUUCUGGCCCACUGUCAAUUUGGCUCCCGAGAUGGUUGGCAUGGACAAAUACGUAUAUACAUGCCCGCUGUUCUGGUUUGGGCUCUUCCUCAUCCCAUGCAUCGUUCUCUUCAGUGACAUCAUCUGGAAAGCAUUUCAGCGAACGUUUUACAAGUCAGUUGCCCAGCAGGUCCAGGAGAUGGAGGACCUGGAGCAUUCGCCGUCGACAAUGUCAAUACGGAGUUUUCUCACUAAAAGUGGUCGCAAGACGUACAUGGAAGAUGCCAUGAAAGACUUCCCAGCCACUGAGGAGUCUGUAAUCAAUCAAGAACCACGCGGUUUUGCAUUCUCACAAGAAGAGCAUGGCGUCGUUGAACAGGAUCAUUUGGUCAGAGUGUACGAUUCUAACAUGGAAAAACCAUCCGGGCUAUAAAUAGAAACAGCGUUUGUUUGCGUAGGUACAUACAUGACGGUUGUAACCAUAACAACAACAACUCAUAACAAAUCAAAGAUCGUGAAUUUUUUACUGAUUAUGAUUACGUUGACGAUGAUGAUGACGAUGUUGAUGAUGAUGAUGAUGACAGUGAUUAUGGUCUUAUUACAGAUCUGUAUUCGUCAGCAGCAUCGUCUUCAUCAUUUUCACCAUAAGAAGUUUAUUUAUUUCUUUCAUAGAUUAAUUGAUUGACUGGUUGUUUUAUUGAUUGGUUGAUUGAUUGAUUGAUUGAUUGAUUGAUUGAUUGAUUGAUUGAUUGAUUGAUUGAUUGAUUGAUUGAUUGAUUGAUCAGUGGAUCGAUUGAUUGAUCAAUGGAUCGAUUGACUGAUUGAUCAAUCGACUAAACGCUAAUAUUUUGUUAGCAAAUAAGUAUGAUUAAAUUUUUUUUUGCUAGUGUUAAACUCU